AUGCUGGCGCUCACCCAGACGCUCAACUGUUCUCUGAUGGGACUUGGGAGUGGUGGCAAGGCUCUCGGCCUCUCAACGUGUACGCGCAGAAAGCUUCGAGACAUCGAUUCUCUUUUCGGGUGGGUCAAGAAGCUCUCCAGGCCAUCCAUCAACAAGUUCAUCGUCGACCUUCGCAUCGAGAUUUCUGUCACGAGUUUGUCUUGUGUUCCAUUGGUCGCUGCCGCGCCUGUCCACAUUGAGGUGUCGAGUGGCUCGGGUGAGCUUCCCGCCAUCCAGCCAUUUCCGCUUAUGGCUCCGGACAUCAAGCCGUGUGACAAUCGGACCUGCCAGCUGCUGGGUGCCCUGCGGAUGAUCGACGGAAGGUUCGACAGGCUCGACGAUUUAUGGAGAAGCGGUGACUCAACCGCGACGUUUGACAGCCAACUGCUGGAUGCCUUGCGGAUGAUCGACGGGAAGUUCGACAGGCUCGACGAAUUAAUGCAGAAGUUCGGGGACAAGGUGCAGCACAUGGUCACCCGGGCCGACCUGGCGCUCACAGGCCUCACCCCCGCGCCCGCUGCGGAGGCGAAGCCUGCUGUGGGCACCACGUCAGCAGAUGAGGAGAUGGCGCCCUUGGCUCCUGAGACGGCUCAGCUGGCUGAGGCCUCCGAUCCACCAGCUGCGGGGGCACAGCAGCACGUGGCUUUGGCGCCGGCCACCGGGGGUCCAGAGGCUGGCCAGAAGAGGAACAAGAACAAUAAUAAUCAGAAGCACGAGCCGACGGACACUCCUCCGGCCCAGGACCCUGAGCGUCGCAAUCUGCUGAGCGAGCCCGAGUUAGCUGAUGGGGAGACUUCCGCGCCUGUCUCUUCGGAGGAACUCUGGGGACUCAUUGGUUGCAUUCGUGCCGAGAUGAGCGGCCUGAACCUUCAGAUGUCUGCCGCGGCCGAGGCCGCGGCGGCCUGCGCAGCCAUGGGCCCAGCCAGUUUGGCUGUCUUGUUCUUCGACAUCCAGGGUUGGGAGCUCCACGCGCAACUGGUCGAGGCGCGGGGGGCCAUCGAGCGCGCAUCGCAGAGGUGGUCUGCCCACGUCGACGCCGCGGCCUUCACCGAGCUGGGCUGCGACACCGCGGGCGCGCCGCGGGGCGUGGCGUUUCGCUGCGAGCAGAGGAUCAGACUCGGGCGCCUCGAGGACCACGAGUGCUUCUGGGAGAUGCUUGCGCGCCUGCCCACGCGCCGCGCGGGCCUCGCGCGCCCCGCGGAGUUCGCGCCCUCGGUCGCCCACUUGCGGGAGACAGAAGCACCCGAGAGCGCCCUCACGAGUGGGGGCAGGGGCGCCGCCCAGGACCGCGCGGGCAAGGGCCGCGUCUGGGGCAGGAAGUCGACAAAGUUGACCAACGAGAAGGAGCAGGGCGGCGGCGGCGCCGCGGGAGUCGCGGAGGGCGCUCACUCGGGCGACCGCGCGGUCACUGGCCACUGCGAUGGCCCUGGCGCCUCGGGCCCGAUGCGACGGGCAGCUCCUCGGCGGGUCCAGCAGGGGCGCUCGGCGCGCGACCGCGCGCGCAUCGAGCGAGACGAGGGGAAGGCGACCCUGGGCCAGCUCCACGGGGUGCCGGCAGAGCACUCCAGCGAGUGGUGCGACGCGGUGUCAGAGCAGCUCGACAGGAGGUGCUUCAGGAACGCCGGCCAGAUCUACUACGGCGACGUCGUGGAGUCCGAGGGGGCAUGCGUCCGCCACGGGCAGGGUGUGCAGAUCCUGACGGCCAAGACGGUCGACGGGGAGGACGACGUGAUGUGGGCCAGGUACAAGGGCGGCUGGAAGAGCGGCAGGAUGCACGGCGCAGGCGCCUACAGGUGGAGCGACGGGAGCUGCUACGAGGGAUCCUUCUCGGAGGGCAGGUUGCACGGCAACGGCGCCUUCACGUGGCCAGAGAGGAGCGUGUACGAUGGCAUGUGGGUGGACGGCGAGAUGACGGGGCAGGGCUGCUUCCUCAACGCCUUCGACGGCACCACCAUGCAGGGAGUGUUCUACCGCAACAGCUUCCGGAUGCACGACGGCUCCUGGGUCGACGUGAGGCAGAGGCGGCUGCAGCAGCGCGCGCAGCGCCUCCGCAUCGGGGCCGUGCCGCCCCAGGUGGCCUCGGCCAGCAUGCCUGUUUAUUAUUGCGAGCCGGAGGACUCGGGACGCGGUGGACAAGGUCUUCUCGGUGCUGCGCGAGUCUCCGCACCUGGUGCCGCUGGUGGUUGCAGAGGCCUCCUGCCCGCCAGCCUCCGGCACCGCCGCGCCGCUCUGGUGCCUGCAGGCCGGCCCGCGCGGCUGCACGCCCGGUGUCCUUUCGCUCCCCGAACGGUGCACCUCGGCUACGCGGCCACGGAGAAGCGGAGGCACCGCGACAGCCAGCAGAUAUUCCGUGGCGCGGUGUGCGAGGCCCUUCUCACCGGCCGCCCCUUCACGCUGGUGUUCGGGGAUCCCUCCGGCCAGCCCGCCGCCGGGGAGGAUGAGCCGGAAGUGCCGUCGGAGUGGAGCCUUGACGCCUUCUUCGACCGGCUCUCCCUCCCGCCGGACGUUUUCGACCUGCAGCACUUCCACAACUCCGGCGACGCCGACCUCUUCCUGCCUCCGGAGAAGCGGGGCUGGCGGAAGGGCUUGGAGCUCGAGGUGGAGGCCAGCACCGCGGGCGAGGGCGCCACGGCCGCCGAGGUCGCGGGCGAGGGCGCCACGACGGCCGCCGAAGGGGCGCCUGGCGGCGAGAUGCGAGCGCCCACGAUGGCGCCCGCCACAGUGCACUUCCUGAACGCGGCGCUCGUCAGCCUGACGCCGCUGCGGGACAUCGACCCUGACGCGGUCCGGCUGCGCCUCUGCCGCCGCUUCGAGAGGCACCUGCCGCUACACCGCGUCGCCGCGGUGGUGGUGACCGGGCCGCGCUGA
Molecule: messenger RNA, 2907 nt
Organism: Prorocentrum cordatum
Lineage: Eukaryota; Dinophyceae; Prorocentrales; Prorocentraceae
Source: the annotation of a GenBank genome assembly